Molecule: messenger RNA, 990 nt
Organism: Prorocentrum cordatum
Lineage: Eukaryota; Dinophyceae; Prorocentrales; Prorocentraceae
Source: the annotation of a GenBank genome assembly
AUGGCGUCCAAGGCCCUCAUGGUGCCCGCCGUGUUCGGCUGCGCCGCCGCCUUCGUGCCCGUGGGGCCCCAGCUGCGCGCCACUGGCGCCGUGGUGGGCCAGGACGCGGCGCAGAUGCCUAGCGCCGCCCCUGCCGCGGUACCAGCGGUCGGCGGCGCCGUGUCCGCGUCGAUGGCGGUGGCCGGCGCAGCCGCCCUCGUCGCGGGCGGCGUGCGAGCCCGACGCGCGGGGAGGCCGGCGGCGGCGCGAUCGCAGCGUGCAGUGGCGUGCAAGGCGGAGAACCCCCGCGUGGCGGCGCUGCGCUCGGGGAAGAAGUCCGUGAAGAUCUCGCCCUCCAUCCUUUCGGCCGACUUCUCGCGCUUGGGGGAGGAGGUCGGAGAUGCCCUCAAGGCCGGCGCGGACUGGGUCCACAUCGACGCGAUGGACGGCCGCUUCGUGCCCAACAUCACCAUCGGGCCGCUGGUCGUGGACGCCCUCCGCAAGAAGUACCCCGACGCCGUGAUGGACUGCCACCUCAUGAUCGUGGAGCCCGAGAAACGCGUCGAGGACUUCGCAAAAGCCGGGGCCGACAUCAUCUCCGUCCACGUCGAGUCCGCGUCGACGAUCCACCUGCACAGGACCAUCCAGAGCAUCAAAGCGCUGGGCUGCGCUGCCGGGGUCGUCCUCAACCCCGGCACGCCCCUGUCGGCCAUCGAGUACGUCUUGGAGGAGGUCGACCUCGUCCUGAUCAUGUCCGUUAACCCCGGCUUCGGCGGCCAGAGCUUCAUCGAGAGCCAGGUCGACAAGAUCAAGGAUUUGAAGGCCAUGUGCAAGGCGAAGGGCGUGGACCCGUGGAUCGAGAUCGACGGCGGCGUCGGCCCUGCGAACGCGUACAAGGUCGUGGAGGCGGGCUGCAAUGCCAUCGUCGCCGGCUCCGCGGUGUUCAACGCCCCCGACUACGCGGCGGCCAUUGAAGGCAUCCGCGCUGCCAAGGCGCCCGUGGCCGCCUGA